This is a messenger RNA of Ostrea edulis (European flat oyster), 1340 nucleotides long. RefSeq names its product TBC1 domain family member 7-like. Gene Ontology annotation, molecular function: GTPase activator activity. Gene Ontology annotation, biological process: negative regulation of TOR signaling; activation of GTPase activity. The coding region runs from base 374 to 1243 and encodes 289 amino acids. NCBI's taxonomy places the organism in Eukaryota, Metazoa, Mollusca, Bivalvia, Ostreida, Ostreidae. The transcript is spliced from 8 exons. The record is from RefSeq and is a predicted model, not a curated record.
GGGUUUUCUCUUUUCUUAAGCGAAUGCAAUUUCCUAUUUUGUUAAGUUCGGUAAAAAAAAAAAGAAUGUUUACACAGUUUGACAGAACAGUGAAGAAAACAAAUUGCCUAUUUUUUGUAUAGCCAUACUCUCAUUUAAACGUUUUUGUGUGGCCUUUGGGGAUGUAGCAUACCAGAGCAUACAUAUAUGGAAUUAUGAGAUUAAUCACUGUUCGUUAUCUUCACCUUUCAUGCACAAGUGCAUUUUGAUCUGAUUCUUUGAUGUAAAGUUUUUAUGGGUUUGCUGAAUUAUCAAAGUACAAGGUGACAUGAUGAGUUAUUUAUUAAAUUUCAUUCUUCCAAAGUAAAGAGACUCAUUCGUUUUGAAUGACACCAUGUCUGAUGAGAGAAAUUUUCGGACUUACUAUUACGACAAGUUUGGGAUCAGUGGUGUGGAGGAGAGGAAAUCUCUGGAGAUACUUCUCAAAGAAAAACCAAUCAGUGUGGAAAAAUUAAAGCAGUUUUGUCUGCGAUUCGCCAUGCCAGUACUGUAUCGUAACUAUGUUUGGAAAUUAAUUUUGGACAUAUUAUGUGCAAAUCCAGAUGGUCACAAAUUCCUCAUGCAACAACGAUCACAGAAAUACAAUGACUUACAUCAUGCUGUGAAACUGUUACGCUAUGUUCAUGAGGACACACCUAUCGGAAAAGUCUUUCUCAAAAUGUACCUUGUGGAGUCGGGCCAGAUCAAGUUUGAGCAAUAUAAGUUUGAUUCUGAGUUUGAAGAUUUCGUAUCCAUCGCAUCAACAAUGGCAGACAUUUGUGACGAUAUGACAGACGCUUACCUGUUCUCUGUUGAAUUUUACAAAAUGUUUAUAAAAUCCCGGGACAGUACUUCCAAUCUGGUUCAGAAAACGAUCCAUUGCUUGAAGUCUGAAGAUGGAGAUGGUAAAUUAUUUGACCAUUUCAAAAAUCAUGACCUCUGGAGUUCUUUGCCAUUGCCAUUGUGGUUCAAUAGCUGCUUUGCAAGAGUGCUGCCCGAGACAUCCAUUGAAAGAAUCUGGGAUAAAGUGGUGGGAGGUGCUCACGGCAUUGUUGUCUACGUAGCAGUGGCCAUUUUCCUGACCUUCAAGCGACCUCUGCUCAGUAUGAAGAGUAGGGAGGAUAUGCUUCAUUAUCUAAUGGAGGUUAGUUUUAUGUUUAUUGUUACUCAAUAUGUCUACACAGAAUUCACAAAUUUACCUAAUGAGCACUGCAGGUGCUUGUAAAUUUGAUGGAAAAAAUGAAGAAAUACCGCUCCCAGAAGAUUGUGGGGACAUAAUUGUAACCAAAGCCAUAGACUUGUGGAGCAAACACUCUUAACUG